This is a messenger RNA of Blastomyces dermatitidis ER-3, 561 nucleotides long. Its product is annotated as prefoldin alpha subunit. Gene Ontology annotation, cellular component: prefoldin complex; cytoplasm. The record is from RefSeq and is a predicted model, not a curated record. Lineage: Eukaryota; Fungi; Ascomycota; Eurotiomycetes; Onygenales; Ajellomycetaceae. The coding region runs from base 1 to 561 and encodes 186 amino acids. Gene Ontology annotation, biological process: regulation of DNA-templated transcription; protein folding. The transcript is spliced from 4 exons.
AUGUCCUCACAACCUUCCGCAAAACAAGAGUCGGGCGAAGCUCCUCCGGGGACAAUCGACCUCGCGACCCUCUCCGCCCCGCAACUCCGCUCCCUCCAAUCUCGUCUCAGCUCAGAGCUAGAACACCUCACAAGUUCGCACACAAAGCUACGAAACGCACAGUUGAAGUUCCGCGAUUGUAUCCGCUCGAUAAAUGACGGAGUAGCAGGUCCUAGCGGCGCGGGCGCCAGCGGGGACAAUAAAAGCGGUGGUACCGCGGGGAAGAGUGAUGAGAUUCUGGUUCCGUUGACGAACUCGCUGUAUGUCAAGGGGACAUUAGCGGAUAGGAAAAAUGUGAUUGUAGAUGUCGGGACGGGGUUUUAUGUCGAGAAGACGACAUCAAAGGCAAUUGCAUUUUACAAUGCCAAGGUCGAGGAGCUAGGUACGAACCUACGAGAGUUGGAAAAGGUCGUUCAAGGGAAGAGCCAAAAUCUACGAGUUAUCGAGGACGUCCUCCGUCAGAAACUCCUUAGUGAAGCCACAGCAGGGCCCUCUGGCGUAGGAAGCGGUGGUGAUGCGUAA